Molecule: messenger RNA, 612 nt
Organism: Synchytrium microbalum
Lineage: Eukaryota; Fungi; Chytridiomycota; Chytridiomycetes; Synchytriales; Synchytriaceae
Exons: 5
Coding region: 1-612 (203 amino acids)
Biological process (GO): nucleocytoplasmic transport
Cellular component (GO): cytoplasm; nuclear pore
Molecular function (GO): GTPase activator activity
Source: RefSeq, a predicted model, not a curated record
AUGGCGGAUUCUGCAUCUCAAGACCCUGAUACUGCCGACGCAGGUGCCGCAGGAGAAGAUGGCGAAGUCGCUCCAUCGCCCGACGUCCACUUCGAACCUGUCAUGAAACUGGAACAGUUGGAUGACAUCAAGACUUUUGAAGAGGAUGAAGAAACUUUAUUCAAAAUGCGAGCCAAACUAUUCCGCUUCGACAAGGGCCUAACAGAAUGGAAGGAACGAGGAACCGGUGAUGUCAAAUUCCUCAAACACAAGGAUUCUGGUCGUGUACGAUUACUAAUGAGAAGAGACAAGACUCAUAAGAUUUGUGCCAAUCAUUAUGUCACAUCCGAAAUGCAACUAUCAGCCAACGUGGGAUCAGACAGGUCAUGGGUAUGGAGCUGUGCUGCAGAUUUCUCGGAAGCUGAACCAAAACAGGAAUUAUUGGCUAUUCGGUUUGCUAAUAGUGAAAAUGCAAACAAAUUCAAGGAAAAAUUCGAAGAAAUGCAAAAAGUCAAUGCCGAUAUCGCAGCUGCUGAAGGUGGUGCAGAAGCAUCAACAGACAGUAGUAAAAAGGAUGAAGAAAAGAAAAAAGACGAUGACAAGUCUGAUUCUGAAGAAGAUGAUGAUCUUUGA